This is a messenger RNA of Arachis ipaensis, 1590 nucleotides long. RefSeq names its product lysM domain-containing GPI-anchored protein 1. NCBI's taxonomy places the organism in Eukaryota, Viridiplantae, Streptophyta, Magnoliopsida, Fabales, Fabaceae. The record is from RefSeq and is a predicted model, not a curated record.
CCAUCCCGAAAAAGAAAUUCACUUUUUUUAUGCUAAGAAUGCCAAAGCAAGACACCAUUCUUCACUGCACUUUGUUCUUGCUACUCUUGCAGAUUCUCACAGCUCCCAAACCAGCAACAUGCAAAUCCACCAUAGAACCCUGCACCAACAACGACUCAUGCAACGCGCUCUUAGGCUACACACUCUACACCGACCUUAAAGUCUCCGAGGUAGCUUCACUCUUUCAAAUCGACCCUAUUUCUCUCCUCACCGCAAACGCCAUCGACAUAUCUUACCCUGACGUGGAGCACCAUAUUCUCCCUUCCAAGCUCUUCAUCAAGGUUCCAAUUUCAUGCUCCUGCGUCGACGGGAUCCGAAAAUCGGUUUCAACGCAUUACAGGACUCGCCCUUCGGACACGCUUUCUUCCAUUGCAGACUCUGUAUAUGGAGGUUUGGUAUCUGCGGACCAGCUUUCGGAGGCUAACUCCAUAAGUGACCCUUCGGUUCUUGAUGUGGGUCAGAGCCUUCUGGUGCCUCUUCCUUGUACUUGUUUUAAUGGCACUGAUAAUUCACUUCCAGCGAUUUACAUGUCCUAUGUGGUUCAGCCUGUUGAUUCUUUGGCUGCUAUUGCGGCCAGGUAUUUCACUACUUUAACUGAUUUGAUGGAUGUUAAUGCCAUGGGAAGUACUGCUAUUACUGAUGGUGAUAUUCUUGCCAUUCCAAUUCCGGCUUGUGCUUCAAAUUUCCCAAGAUCUUCUUCUGAUUUUGGCUUGCUUGUUCCCAAUGGAAGUUAUGCCAUUACAGCAGGGCAUUGUGUGCAGUGUAGCUGUGGACCGCGGGAUCUUAAUUUGUAUUGUAUGCCGGCUUCGCUGGCUGUUUCUUGCUCCAGCAUGCAAUGUAAAAACAGCAAUCUUAUGCUUGGGAAUGUUACGAUCCAACAAGGUAGUGGCGGCUGCAAUGUUACUUCUUGUAACUAUGAUGGCAUUGUUAAUGGAACCAUAAUGACAAUGUUGACACCAUCCCUUCAACCUCGAUGUCCAGGGUCUAGGGAAUUCCCCCCUCUCAUUGCCCCACCUACAUCUAUAAGGAGAGAUUCAGAACUAGCACCAGCACCAGCACCUCAAUCAGAUGGAAUCGGUCUAGGAACGCCCAAAUCCUCAGUGGUUCCUUCAACAACAGGUCUUCCAGGAUUCCCGCCGGCAAAUGGUCCUAUUAGCGCGCUUUCUUCUGGUGCUUCUGCCGCUUGCUCCUUGGUUAUUCCAUCAUCCGCCAUGACAUCUGCACUUGUGUUAUUACUUGUCAAGUUGAUGAUCCCUGUGGCAUUGUAAUAUUUUUGUCAAUUUUGUGGUGGCUUUGGCCCUGUUGCUUUGUCUGUCAUAGGUGCUCUUAUCUAUUGCAUACUCAUUUGUAACUCUUUGAACUGAUUUGUGGAUGUUGAUAAAAACAACCAUGGGAAUUUGAGUUUCUAACGACAUGCUUACCAUCUCAUCAUUUGGUGCUUUACUAUAUUUUUCUGCUCCAUGAUCUAUAUCAGUAAUACUAGUAACUAGGUUCUCUGUUAUCAAUUCUUACAGCUCUAAGAAAUUGAUGGUAGCACCUUUGGGGACACUU